GGAGGGCGCGAGAGCUGGGACAUGGGGCUAGCCAGCCCCUCCGAUCGCGGUCUGGGCCACUGCUGGGGCCUGACGCCACCGCCGCUGUUGCUGCCACUAUCGCUGCUGCUUCUGCACGCGCAGCUCGCCGCCGGGAGCCUGGCUGAUGGGAGCCCCGGUGCGGCCGAGGUGCCAGGGUCGGCCCAGGUGGCCGGACUAUGCGGGCACAUUACCCUUCACCGGGACCUGCGCACCGGCUGCUGGGAGCCAGACCCGCAACGCUCGCGACGCUGUCUCCGGGACCCGCAGCGGGUGCUGGAGUACUGCAGACAGAUGUACCCGGAGCUACAGAUUGUGCGUGUGGAGCAGGCGGCGCAGGCCAUCCCCAUGGAGCGCUGGUGUGGGGAUGCUCGGGACAGCCACUGUGCUCAACCUCACCAUCAGGUUGUGCCCUUCCGCUGUCUGCGGGGUGAGUUCGUGAGCGAGGCUCUGCUGGUGCCCGAAGGCUGCCGUUUCCAGCACCAAGAACGCAUGGACCAGUGCGAGAGCUCCACCCAGCGGCAUCAGGAAGCCCAGGAGGCCUGCAGCUCCCAGGGCUUUGUCCUGCAUGGCUCUGGCAUGCUUUUGCCCUGUGGUGUGGAUCGGUUCCGGGGUGUCGAGUAUGUGUGCUGCCCACCUCCGGCGACCCCUGACCUGUCUGAGACAACAGUUGGUGACCCUUCCACUCGGUCCUGGCCCCUGGGGAGCAGAGCAGAGGGGGGUGAGGAGGAGGACGAGGAAGAACCCUUCCCACAGCCGGUAGAUGAUUACUUUGUGGAGCUCCCACGGGCUCAAGAGGAAGAGGAGGAGGAACGAGCCCCACUCCCAAACUCCUAUACCCCUGCAGGGAUCAGCAAAGUGACUCCCACCCCGAGACCAACAGACGGUGUGGAUGUGUACUUUGGGAUGCCUGGGGAAAUCAGUGAGCACGAGGGGUUCCUGCGGGCCAAGAUGGACCUGGAGGAACGUCGAAUGCGCCAGAUUAAUGAGGUGAUGCGUGAAUGGGCCAUGGCAGACAACCAGUCCAAGAACCUACCCAAAGCCGACAGACAGGCCCUGAAUGAGCACUUCCAGUCCAUUCUGCAGACCCUGGAAGAGCAAGUGUCCGGCGAACGACAGCGCCUGGUGGAGACUCAUACAACCCGAGUCAUUGCGCUGAUCAACGACCAGCGCCGGGCUGCCCUGGAAGGGUUCCUGGCCGCCCUGCAGGGGGAUCCACCUCAGGCAGAGCGGGUCCUGGCGGCCCUGCGGCGCUAUCUGCGUGCGGAGCAGAAGGAGCAAAGGCACACGCUGCGCCACUACCAGCACGUGGCCGCCGUGGAUCCCGAGAAAGCCCAGCAGCUGCAUUUCCAGGUGCAGACACACCUUCAAGUGAUCGAGGAAAGGAUGAACCAGAGCCUGGGCCUGCUUGACCAGAAUCCCCACCUGGCUCAGGAACUUCAACCCCAGAUUCAGGAGCUCCUGCACGCUGAGCACCUGGGUCCCAGCGAAUUGGAAGCGCCUCUCCCAGGGAGCAGCAGUGAAGACAAGGAUGGGCCACAAGCUCCGGAUUCUAAGGAUGGUUCGGACACCCCCAUGGCCUUCCCCAAAGGGUCCACAGAACAAGCUGCUGUGCCAUCUGCGAGAGAGAAGCUGUCUCCCUUGGGGCAGUAUGAGCAAAAGGUGAAUGUGUCCGUUCCCAGGGGUUUUCCUUUCCACUCAUCGGAGAUUCAGAAGGAUGAGCUGGCACCAGGUGGGACAGGUGUAUCCCGUGAGGCUUUGUCAGGGCUGCUGAUCAUGGCCGCUGGCGGGGGCUCCCUCAUCGUCCUCUCCCUGCUGCUCCUGCGCAGGAAGAAGCCCUAUGGGGCCAUCAGCCACGGCGUGGUGGAGGUGGACCCCGUGUUGACCCUGGAGGAACAGCAGCUCCGGGACCUCCAGCACCAUGGCUACGAGAACCCUACCUACCGCUUCCUGGAGGAAAGGCCCUGAACUGGCCCCUUCAGCUACGCCCAGACUUUCCCUCUUCCUGGACCCCAGAGCCCCAACUUCCAGUCGGGGGUGGGGGGGGCAGGGAGGUCAUGAAAAGUUCAUUUCACACCCUUUGGGGGAGGAGUCCUGGAAAGUCUCAUUUUCCCUUUGACCCCCUAAGAACUCCCCAGGGAUCUCCAGCCCCCUCCCUGCUUGGGACUUAAUUUAUUUUGUAAGUUAAUUUAUGGUUCCUCAAAGUGACCACCGUCUUGAUCCCAGUGUUUCUUGUUCCCUAGAUCUCACCACCUCACAUUUCUCCCACUAACGUCCCAAUAAAGUUUUUUCCCCCCCGCCCUA
Echinops telfairi (small Madagascar hedgehog) is the source of this 2322-nucleotide messenger RNA. RefSeq names its product amyloid beta precursor like protein 1 (gene APLP1). Gene Ontology annotation, cellular component: Golgi apparatus; plasma membrane. Bases 22 to 1986 code for a protein of 654 amino acids. Gene Ontology annotation, molecular function: alpha-2B adrenergic receptor binding; alpha-2C adrenergic receptor binding; alpha-2A adrenergic receptor binding. The transcript is spliced from 17 exons. NCBI's taxonomy places the organism in Eukaryota, Metazoa, Chordata, Mammalia, Afrosoricida, Tenrecidae. Gene Ontology annotation, biological process: axonogenesis; central nervous system development. The record is from RefSeq and is a predicted model, not a curated record.